Messenger RNA from Harpia harpyja (harpy eagle), 3740 nucleotides. It is a transcript of the gene SEC61A1, whose product is annotated as SEC61 translocon subunit alpha 1. Gene Ontology annotation, biological process: SRP-dependent cotranslational protein targeting to membrane, translocation; post-translational protein targeting to membrane, translocation. The record is from RefSeq and is a predicted model, not a curated record. Gene Ontology annotation, cellular component: Sec61 translocon complex; membrane. The coding region runs from base 126 to 1556 and encodes 476 amino acids. NCBI's taxonomy places the organism in Eukaryota, Metazoa, Chordata, Aves, Accipitriformes, Accipitridae. Gene Ontology annotation, molecular function: signal sequence receptor activity; ribosome binding; transmembrane protein transporter activity. The transcript is spliced from 12 exons.
GGCGGCGGCGGCGGCCGGCGGACCCGGCGCGUGGCAGGAAGCGGAAGGGGGCGGCCGGGAUCAAUCCCUGACGUGUCUCUCCGAGGCCGCCGCCGCUCGCUCUCUGCUCCCGUCCGGCGGCCGCCAUGGGCAUAAAAUUUCUUGAAGUAAUCAAGCCCUUCUGUGUUAUUUUGCCUGAAAUCCAAAAGCCAGAACGGAAGAUUCAGUUUAAGGAAAAGGUAUUAUGGACAGCUAUCACACUCUUCAUCUUCUUAGUAUGUUGCCAGAUUCCCUUGUUCGGUAUCAUGUCAUCAGACUCAGCAGAUCCUUUCUACUGGAUGAGAGUGAUUUUGGCAUCAAAUAGAGGUACGUUGAUGGAGCUGGGCAUUUCACCUAUUGUCACUUCUGGGCUUAUCAUGCAGCUCUUGGCAGGUGCCAAGAUAAUUGAGGUUGGUGACACCCCAAAGGACAGAGCUCUCUUCAACGGAGCACAGAAAUUGUUUGGAAUGAUUAUUACCAUCGGACAGUCUAUUGUCUACGUAAUGACUGGAAUGUACGGAGACCCAUCUGAGAUGGGUGCUGGUAUCUGCUUGCUUAUCACAAUUCAGCUUUUUGUUGCUGGAUUGAUAGUUCUGCUCUUGGAUGAGCUUCUACAGAAAGGAUAUGGUCUUGGUUCUGGCAUCUCUCUCUUCAUUGCUACCAAUAUCUGUGAGACUAUUGUGUGGAAAGCAUUCAGCCCCACCACAGUGAACACAGGACGAGGCAUGGAAUUUGAGGGAGCCAUCAUUGCUCUGUUCCAUCUUCUGGCUACUCGCACAGACAAAGUCAGAGCUCUUCGUGAGGCCUUUUACCGUCAGAAUCUCCCCAACCUUAUGAAUCUGAUUGCCACCAUCUUUGUCUUUGCUAUUGUAAUUUAUUUUCAGGGCUUCAGAGUGGAUCUUCCUAUCAAAUCUGCUCGCUACCGUGGCCAGUACAACACCUACCCUAUCAAGCUGUUCUAUACUUCCAACAUUCCCAUUAUUCUUCAGUCCGCCCUGGUGUCAAACUUGUACGUCAUCUCCCAGAUGCUUUCUGCUCGCUUCAGUGGCAACUUACUGGUUAGCCUGUUGGGCACUUGGUCUGACACGUCAUCUGGAGGCCCUGCUCGUGCUUAUCCAGUUGGUGGGCUUUGUUAUUAUCUGUCACCUCCAGAGUCCUUUUCUUCAGUGUUAGAAGACCCUGUACAUGCGGUUGUUUAUAUUGUAUUUAUGUUGGGCUCCUGUGCUUUCUUCUCUAAGACAUGGAUUGAAGUCUCUGGCUCCUCUGCUAAAGAUGUUGCCAAACAAUUGAAAGAACAACAAAUGGUAAUGCGAGGCCACAGAGAAACUUCAAUGGUACAUGAACUAAACAGGUACAUCCCUACAGCUGCUGCAUUUGGUGGUCUCUGUAUUGGCGCCCUCUCUGUGUUGGCAGACUUCCUUGGGGCAAUUGGGUCUGGAACUGGGAUUCUGCUUGCUGUCACUAUCAUUUAUCAGUACUUUGAAAUUUUUGUAAAGGAACAGAGUGAAGUUGGCAGUAUGGGAGCUCUUCUUUUCUAAACCUAGCUUCUCAUGGACCCAGGAAAGAGGAGAGGACCAUUCUCAAAAUAUAGCCAGUCAGGUGAAAAGAAGUAACAUAAACUUGAUAAUGUCAUUCUACAGGAACACAUAUUUUAAUAAUGUUUCCAAAGCACAUUCCCUUAUGUUCAAAAUUUUCUAGCAUACCGUUUGCAUUUUAUAAAUUGAUAAGGAAAAAUGUGCAAGAAAAUUUUUUUAAGAAAAUUGUUUUUUAAUUAUGUGUUAGGAGAAUCAGCUUUCUGAGUUGGAUUUAGUUCAGUGACUCUUGAAAUUUUUUUGAGACCCUUUCAAAUAUAGUAUACCUGAAGCCUUUACAGGUUUUAAUAAAUGUUUGUUAAAUAAAUGUUUGGAAGGGUUUUUUUGCAUUUAACUUGUUUUUGCAGCUCCUUUGCAGUAGUGGUGAGAAAAAUCUCUCCCUCUAAUGCUGAAGUUCCAUAAUUACGGUUGUAAGCACAAACAGUAUUUUAAUAUGUUCAGUUUUGUGUUUGGGUUUUAUUUCAGUAUGGCAGAUUUGGAAGGCAGUUGUUUCUUUUUACUAAAUUAUAUCUCUAAUUCCAAAUGUUUUGUCUUGUAAUUACUACGCUAGACCUUGUCAGAUGUUGAAUAUUGGCUUGAGACUGUUGUCAGGUUUCUGUAUAAGAUGGGAAUGCGUUCUUUCCCACCACCCCUCCUCCAUAAGCAGAAGACUCGGGUCAGCUGAGAUUCUGCCAGUCUGUGCCUAAGAGUUGCAGCUUUGAAACUUGGUCAUACCGGCAGCUUUGUAAAACCUUCUAAUUAGUUUUCAUUGCCAUUUGUGGUAGUGCUUCUAGUUCUGAUGCUAGCUGAAAGAAAUGGAUGUUUUGGCUGCUUAGAUGCAAAUCUGCUUGUGCUCUUUGCUAAAGCUAAGUUUCUCUCAUUGAUAAUAAAUUCUGGUCUUGUAGCAAUCAGGAUGUUAUCUGACUACUCAUAUCUAGUGCAUUUUGAGUCUCAUUACCACAGAGGAGUGUGAAAAGAAUGUAUGUUACUUGUCUGUUUCUAUAGAUCUAGAUAUGAGACCCUUGUCAGAUAACUCUUGCAAGUUGCUUGUGUAGAAGGCUUUUCCAUCCUAUAAUCUCAUUGACUUGAAUGAUGCAUAGGAAAGUACUUCUUCAGAAGGUAUUGGAUCUCCUCCUUUUUUUGAAGAUCACACCUUCAAAUUGGAGAAUUUACAGUAAAAGGCUUUAAUGGACCAGAGUAAUACUUUUCCUUUUUAAUUUAGAUUGUCAGUACUAAUCAGGUGCCUAGGACCAAGUGCAAAUAUUUGUGUAUGAGUCUUGUAAAUACACUUUUCCUCAAUCAGUAUUGGACAAUGUGGAAACCAGAAUGAGGAGUUACAAUGUUGGAAUGUUUCUCUACACUGCAUCAACAUGCCUUCUGUGCAUUUUUGCAUGCUGGGCUGACAGUAUAUGAAUUACUGUUUCUGCUUGGAGUGAUGGGACUCUGUUACAUACCCAAGGAGCACAGAUGACAACAUCCGGAAGCCCUUGUUAAUGCACUGAGCUCAAAUACCAAAUGCGUGGGAAAUCUGCAAAUUUGGAAUGAGAUACACCUAUCAAUAAAAGUGAAACUCCUGGGGUGAGGAUCACAAUUGGAAAAGGAACAAAAGUAAUGGAAUAAAGUAUCUGUGAAACGCUCAUUACCAACCAUUCACUAUUACUUCACACUAUGCUCAAUAAUUUUUCUGUCUUUCAUAAAGUACUAGUAUGCCACAGCACAAUUUUGAUGUGAAAUAAGGGACAGUUAAAAAGUGACUUUAAAAGGAGAGGGAAGAAGCGUGGUGUGGUGGUUCUGCUUUGGGGAUGCUUUUGUUGUUAUUUUUCUAGGAAGCCCAAUACAGAUUUUGUUUUGAAAUAAAAAGGACUCCACUUUUGGGCACGCAGCUCUGGCUGGGCUGGAGCUGUACUUGUAUUUUUGGUCAUAUCAUCUGUUUGAACUGGUUGCAGCUUAGACAGUUAGUUCUUCAGUGUCUAAGCAGCACUUGUUCUAUGCAUCUGUAUUUUUGUUGUCUAGUGGUGAAAUCUUUGUCUAUUAUCAAGCAGCUAUGUCCUCGAAGCAGGACCUGCUGAUCAUACAGUGGAUGUUCACAAAAAGAAAUAAUGCCUAAACAAUCUGCUUUAUAAAUGAAAUAAAGUACAUCUUUGGAGCUAA